AUGGGGAAAAUGCCCCCUUCUCCGUGCAAAUGCUGUGGCAGCGCGAAUCACUGGGAUAAGGAAUGUCCAGACUGGAAUACUUACCUGGAGAGAGCGAAGCGUUCAGCCAAUUCGGUAGAGAUCUGGCCCGAGGACGAAGCUGAUAAAGCUUACGCGUCAGCAUAUUCAGUCCUUCUGAACGAAAGGUUAACCGACCAGUCAACUAAUCAACCAGUACCCCUCGAGUCUCCCAUUCAGCAGGGUUUUGAACAGGCAUCGUCCACUUCGCAGACCCCUGCGGAGGAGGCAAGUAAGACCAGCGUUGCGGAAGUGUACAAAGCUUCCAGACGGGCUUCUGUGGAAGAAGUGGAAGACGAGGAUUACAUAGCUCACCUAAUUAAACCCAAGUCUCCAAAACAUCUAUUGGAAAAGAUAGACGAGUUAGGAUUCGAGGAUAACGAAGAUUCAGAGAAGGUAGAGCCGAACUUCAGAUCCCCUCCACUUCAUUCAGACGAGUUCGAUUCGCUGGCGUCAGACCUGCAGACGGAGGAGGCUCCAACUAAGGAAGCUUACUCUUCGAACACGACAACAGGACCGCCCACAACCGACCAUAAAGUUAAAUUGAAAAAGAGGCGCUUUACGCCCGCAGGGUCUUCAGCCGUAGGAGUCUCUGUAGUCGCGGUCCAAGGCUGGGUUGGAUCUCAGAGGAAUGACCAAAUCGACUUGAGAUUAGACUCUUGUGCCGACGUCACGUUAAUCUCACAAGAAUACUUAGAGUCCCUUAAAGACCGCCCUGCAUGUCAGAAGGGAUUGAAAAUGGACUUGUGGCAACUUACCGACAAAGACUCUAAAAUCCAGGGCUACGUUCGGAUCCCCAUCUUUAUGGAAUCCUCGGAGGGAGUGAUCAUCGAGACAGAAGCUGAGGCUUAUGUCGUCCCCGACAUGACCAUCCCCAUCUUGUUAGGAGAGGAUUACCAUCUGAACUAUGAACUCACCGUUGCUCACAGAAUCGAUUUCAAGUCAGUAGUUAAUUUCUCCGGCGCGCCCUAUUCCGUUCCCGCCAGGGGAAGGAAUAAGGCGAAGAAAGCCAGGGACAAGAAAAGAUUUGGAAUCGAAAAGAGAACCGUACGCGCCUCGGAAGAUUGUCGCCUUCGUCCGGAUGAGUGUCGGAGGAUACGUGUCGAUGGCCACUUCGAAGAAGACAGAACUUGGCUAGUUGAGAAAAAUUUGUUAGCCUCCAACAAUGAUUCAGCUUUCAUCGUUCCUAACGUACUGAUCUCGGCAUCUGAUCCAUGGAUCCCCAUCUCCAACCCUUCUCCACAUCCGAGAAUGAUCAGGAAAGGAGACAUAGUGGGUUACUUAGUUGACCCACAAGAAUUUUUCGACACGCCAAGUUCUAAAGACGAAUUCGAAAAGCUCGCCCGCUCCGCACAAGCUAUUGCGGCCAUCAUAUCGAUUUCUUCGGAAACAACCCAAGGAGAAACUUCGCAGAAGUCAGAACCCUCGGAACACAACGAGGUCCCCGAGGAUCCCACGAUAAAAGUGACUCCCGCCGAAGAACCCGAGGCCUUCGCUAUUUCAUUCCUACCCACCACAUUUUUCAUUUCUCCUUGGCAAUGA
Messenger RNA from Laccaria bicolor S238N-H82, 1599 nucleotides. RefSeq lists its product as uncharacterized. The transcript has 3 exons. Lineage: Eukaryota; Fungi; Basidiomycota; Agaricomycetes; Agaricales; Hydnangiaceae. The coding region runs from base 1 to 1599 and encodes 532 amino acids. The record is from RefSeq and is a predicted model, not a curated record.